AUGACAUUUGGGGGAUUGUCUGCAGGCAGCAAAAGGAGGCAACCACACAUGGCCAACGCCCAGAAUUUGCAGACGACAACCUCCUUCUCCUCCCUUCCCAGAGAGCUGGUAUCCGAGGUUCUUGCACGCGUCGCAGCUUCUUCAUCAACUGAUCUUUUCCGGGCAAAGCUAUGUUGCAAGAGGUUUGCGGAUGUUGCGGAAGACAACCGUGUUUACCAACGUGUGUCGCUGGCAAAGUUUGACAUCGUUCCAUGGCGUAAAAAUCCUAAAGUUUCAAUGUUCGUGAAGAAGUGUAGACGAUGCAAAAAUCCUGACGCAUUGUAUCGAAAAGGGGUGGUUAAUUAUUUUAGAGGUAAGAAUGUGGAAUCAGCAUUGCAACGCGUCGAAGAAGCUGUAAAAGCAGGCCAUGACGAAGCUGCCUAUGCGUUGGCAGUUAUUUUCGUCUUUGGUGGGGAGGAAUUGAAGCAGAAGGGUAUGGCUAUGCUUAGCGGCAUGAAGAAAUCAGCAGCUCAGAGACGGAGAGUUAAAGAAUGGCGCGACAAUUUGCGAAGGAUUCUGAAGAUGAUUUGGGUUCAAAAUUCUUUGGUUCUAGGCAAAAGGCCCAUUUGUUGUGGCAGCCAACAUAAGAGGAAAAGAGGUUGGGGUCCGGAUGAACUUGACGCAGUGGAGAGUACAUAUGAAGGCUGCGCUUGCGAUGAAGAAAUUGGACCAAUUUGUGAUGCCUUACCUCAAAUUGCUGUGUAA
Molecule: messenger RNA, 744 nt
Organism: Coffea eugenioides
Lineage: Eukaryota; Viridiplantae; Streptophyta; Magnoliopsida; Gentianales; Rubiaceae
Product: putative F-box protein At1g67623
Exons: 3
Coding region: 1-744 (247 amino acids)
Molecular function (GO): protein binding
Source: RefSeq, a predicted model, not a curated record